Molecule: messenger RNA, 543 nt
Organism: Nerophis lumbriciformis (worm pipefish)
Lineage: Eukaryota; Metazoa; Chordata; Actinopteri; Syngnathiformes; Syngnathidae
Source: RefSeq, a predicted model, not a curated record
AUGAACACCGUUCUAUCAAGAGCCAACUCGCUGUUUGCCUUCUCUUUGAGCGUUAUGGCGGCCUUAACGUUUGGCUGUUUUAUCACAACAGCGUUUAAAGACAGAACAGUUCAUGUGGACGUCAGCGUCUCUCAAGUAAUGCUGAAAAAUGUUGACGACUUCGCCGGAUCCAGAGAGCGCAGUGAUCUUGGUUUCAUCACAUUCGACCUCGCAGCUGAUUUGCAGCCAAUAUUUGACUGGAAUGUCAAACAGCUCUUCCUUUAUUUGUCUGCUGAAUACACAACAAAAAACAAUGCUUUGAACCAGGUGGUGCUCUGGGAUAAGAUUGUCCUUCGAGGUGAAAACAACAAACUGAACCUCAGAGGUUUAAACUCGAAAUACUACUUCUUCGAUGAUGGGAAUGGUCUGAGGGCCAACAAGAACAUCACGCUGACACUGUCAUGGAAUGUCAUUCCCAACGCUGGAAUCCUGCCGCUCGUAGUUGGGAGUGGAGGCAUCAGUCUACCUUUUCCUGAUAAAUAUGAGUCACCCAAAAGCUACUAG